Dermochelys coriacea (leatherback sea turtle) is the source of this 4408-nucleotide messenger RNA. RefSeq lists its product as uncharacterized. The record is from RefSeq and is a predicted model, not a curated record. The transcript has 4 exons. NCBI's taxonomy places the organism in Eukaryota, Metazoa, Chordata, Testudines, Dermochelyidae. The coding region runs from base 1521 to 3593 and encodes 690 amino acids.
CACUAUCCCUUGCACAUGAUUUAGACAACGCAUCUGAAGUCCAUUUGUCCACGAAGCUCGAGAUAUGAAGUUGUGCUGAAGCUAGGUUUCCGAUCCCACAACCAGUACAACCACCGUUAGGUUGAUUUGCAUUAAGUUUCUUAAUUGUUUACCCUUUAGUCCCCUGAAAGACUUUUGUUCUUGGAAUAGACUCCACAGCAUAAUUUAAAAAUGUCAAAAAUGCUUGAGAAACCGUUCUAAGUUGUUAAAAAUGAAUGUGAAUGUCUUCCCUGCAAUCCCUGUGUCUUUCCCUUACCCUGGCCUCAGCUUUACAAAGUGGUUUGUUUCCAACCCUGCAGCAUAGUUUGCAUUCCACAGUCAAGAAUGAACAUUUAUUUAUACAAACAUCCAUCCUUGCAAGCACAUCUCAGUGUACUAUCCUAAGGCAGAGCAAUAAACAUCAUUUUUCUUUCUGUUCUCCUUUGCAUAGCUGCAUUGCUAAACAUUUUAUCAGGAGGCAAUUCUUCAAUUAAAGAUUAGCACAGUUCAGUCACUUCCCCAUGGCUGCAAAUCUGUUAAAAAUGAAAGAGCAUUCUGCUCCAUUUCUCUACACCCAUUAUAGUUUUAGUACCCUCUAAUGAUGGUGCCAGUUUCCUUUAUUUCAAAAAAAAAAGAAAAGAAAAAAAUCUUGGUGCAGGUUAGGAUCCCAGUGUCUCUGUGUAUCUUGCAGAAACUCAAGCCCCAGAACCCUAGGCUUGUUUGUUCUCAGUUAUUCUGAGAACCCAGUUUUCCCCAAACCUCUUAGCAGGCCAUGGAAGUGUAUUAAUUAUUUCAACACUUGAAUGCACAAGCUGACAGUGUGAAAGUGAUCAGAGUGGUAGAUGAAACAGCAUCUGGCCACCACUGAGAAGGAUAACACAACUCAGAGUUAAAGCUCAGACAUUGUCUCUUUAGGUUCUCUAUCUCUCACCUGUCAGAUGGCAGUAUCAUUCACCGAAAUGCUAGCUCAUCACCUGUGUGCUUGUGGCAGCAGGUCAGCACCCAUUGCAUCUGUUUAAUUGGGGAUUACACAGAUGCUAGAUGACUACAACAGGCUAAUUUCAAGAUCUGAAUGCAGCAUAUGUAAAUGAAACUGGGGCCCUGUGCAGAGAAUUUCUUUAUUUUGUGCCUUUAUAGACAACUAUAUCUGCAAGCUACUCACUAUCUUGUCUAAAGAUGUCAAAAUUUGCCCUGAGCAUGAGCCAAAUUCUGCUCUUAGUUGAACUAAUUAAGAGCAGAACUUGGUUCCAUGUCUUUUAAAUUUAAAUCCUCCAAUGAAUUUGAUCAAUCAUGGCUUGAUUGGGAACUUUCUUAUCAGCAUUUCUGAAGCAGCCUUUGAAAACAUUAUGUAUUUAGGAUUUUUUUAAAAUGAUGUCUCAAAUAUGUAGGCGGAAUAUUGUUAAAACACAAGAGGUUCUGUGAAAGAAAGGACUACUUAAAUAUAAGGAGACAUUUAUCCCUUGAACCCCCAAUGAAAGCAUAUUUCAAAUAAAAAUAGCAGCAUGAACGAGAACAUUUGUGAUGACAUGUACAACAAUGUCAGCUCAGUUGCCAUGGAUCUAUCUAAUUUAGUGACUUGGGCACAUACUCAUGGAACUAUAUGCAGUCAAAUCCCAAGCUUGGAAAUUAUACAGAAUAUGGGACAUCCCACCAGGCACAAUUCUGUUUUGUGGAUAUGUGAAUCUGGACAUGCAUAUCACUGGCCCUGUGGGGCAUUAUACUUCAGAAGCCAGGAGGAAAGGGAGGAAGCUGCAGAACGGAAAAAGAGGUCCAGAAGCUAUGACUCCUGGUCAGUGGAACAUAAUUUAAGUGAAAAGAGGUACAGGGUAGCCUCGCCUUUUGAAAAAAAGAAGGCUGACUCAAUUAAUAUGGGAUCAUGUAGCAGAUCCCCAGAAAUAAUGCAGAAGAAAGAGGACACAUUUUGUGUAAUGUCUGAUAUAACAAUGACAAAAGAAAAGCAGAGUGGAGUAGUUCUUCAGAAAGACAGCUACUCCAUGAGGUCAUGCUUUGCUGCAGAGCCGAGUCUUCCAUCUACUGACUAUCAUGCCAAAACUGACCAUGGUAAUGAAGAGCCAGAAAGUAGGGAGGACCUGCAAGACAUCUCUGAUGAAGAAGAAUUUGAAACAGAUACAGGAGACCAAAUAUGCAGAAGUAAUUGUGAUUCUGAAAGAGUAUUCCAGAAUAAAGUAGUAUCUGCUGAGGAAGAACUGCAAAUGCACGGAGAUAGUAAGGUCAUUAGCAAAGGAGCAGCCAACCAGACAUCAGUUUCUGUCUUUAAAGAAAAGGCUGCAGUAAUUCCCUGUUUACAGGAGACUUUAGAAGACAGCCAUCAUAGGAGCCUGGAAAGCAACUGCUUGAAGUUAACAGCUCUUCAUCCUACAAAGUCCAAAAGCAAAACCUCUAAAACAGGGAAUUCCUGUGAAUCAACAGCAUCCAAAGAGCAGUUAAAGCCAUUUCCUGCCUCCAACAUGGAAACAAAGGCCCAGUUGGAGCCACCCUCAUUCCUGGCUUUCUAUGACACUGCACUCGCUGGAGCUGUCCAUCGGCAGCUCCAGCUGUGCCCAUCUGUGUGUGCCACAUCAGGAAUGGGACUAGCUGGGAACUGUGCUGAAAUACCUACUGAGGAGAGCAAACAGCCAGGACCACUGAAUGCUGCAAUUUCUUUAGCCCUGCCUACUCUGGAGAAUGAAAACUCUGAGGACAAUCUGCCUGUGUCUUCAAACAAAAAGACAUUGAAGAAGUCGGAGAGUAAGAGAAUUCGUAAUAUUGGUGAUAUAAAAAUGUUCAGAGACUGGUUGGCUUCACAUUAUCCUUCUGAAACGCGUGAGAUCUUCACACUGCCACCUGCAGACCUUGAUAAUUACCUAGCCACCUUCUAUACUAGAGUGAGGAAGCAGAAUGGCACAGAGUUUUCCGCCAACUCUUUAUUCUUCUUUCAGAGCAGCAUAGACAGAUACCUCAAGGAACACAAGUAUGAGUAUAGUGUGAUUAAAGGGUCUGAGUUCACAGCAUCUCAGGAAGCUUUAAAAGUAAAAUGCCAGCAUCUAGCACAGAAGGAGAGGGAGAGAGAUUGGAAUAUUUUGGAAAACCUGACAGAUAAAGAUGUAGAGGAUCUUCGUAAAAAGGGCAUACUGAGUCGAAUGCAUCCCGAAGGAUUUCUGCACCUAAUGCUUGUAAACAUCAUCCGAGGCUUUGGGACAAACACACACAGUCAGACUCCAAAUCUGUGGUGGGGGCAGAUUGUGUUAAAAGAGAAUGAGGAGGGAUUAGAGUACUUGGAGUGGAAAGACGAUCUGAACACAAAGGCAAGCACAGAAAAGUCAAUUCUAUGUAUUUAUGCCAAACCUGAUAAUCCAGGCAACUGUCCAGUCAGGGACUAUAAGGAGUAUGCUAAGAGAAGGCCAUUGGAUAUGCAUCAUGACCGCGAUCCAUUUUACUUAUCUCCUAAACCUUUGUGCUGCAUAUGGGACCAAAUAUGGUACUGUAGAAAAUCACUGACAAAAACCAAAAUGGAGAAAAUGAUGAAAGUCAUUGUCCAGCAAGUUAAAGGAUCUGAAAAAAGGUCCAUGAAAUAAGAGUUACCAGAUUGGUUUCUGCUGUGCCUAUUUUGGUACAAGUAGGAUUUUAAAUCAGUUUUGGAGUUGUUUAAAAUGACAGCAGUUAGUAUAGGUAGCAAGGGAACCCCUCUUCUCAGCAGAUUGCCCGAAGUACUUACACAAUUUUGUUGUUAAAUUGACUACCACCUUCAUUUUCAACAUGGAGGACAAUAAAAAGACCAAGGAUAGAAUUCAUUCUGACAUUCUGUUUACUGAAUUAAAUCUAAAUCCUGGAUUUAAAACAUUGUUAAUGUUCUAUUGAAUUAGCUCAGUAAUGUUAAUGUUGAAAGGACUUGUUUUUGAAUACCCUGGCUGAGACUUACAGGUAUGUUCAGUGGGUGUGGGGAAGGGAGAAAUUGAUCUUGUUGUAAACCAAGCUUGUGGUCUAAUCUGUAUCUUUUUAUUGUAAAGAGAGAAACAGGUGUAGCUGGCUUUGGGAAUAAAGAAGAAUGAUGAAAGAUCACCAGUAGUUGCCAGCUACUAAUCUAUAGCUAAUCAGAAUGUUUUAUACAUAAGUGUUUAGAUCAAUUCUUAAUUUUUCUAAAUGAGGAAGAAAUUCUUACAUUUAAGAAGUUCUGAAUGUGUUUUAGUAAGUUACCAACCCCCCAAAUGCAGUUAAUAGCACUGAAAAAUUUUAUAGCAGCUAUUUUCCUCUGUGCGAUAACCAUAGUCUGUAGCAGAUUAGAGUCAGUAGUCAAAUUCUGUAAUUCAGUUCAAAAGUUGUUUAACAGAUGUAUUUUCUCAAUGUCCAGUCGUAAUCGUUGACAUUUCAUAAUAAACAAAAUUUUACUUCA